Molecule: messenger RNA, 2171 nt
Organism: Engraulis encrasicolus (European anchovy)
Lineage: Eukaryota; Metazoa; Chordata; Actinopteri; Clupeiformes; Engraulidae
Gene: klhl41b
Product: kelch-like family member 41b
Exons: 8
Coding region: 213-2054 (613 amino acids)
Molecular function (GO): protein binding
Source: RefSeq, a predicted model, not a curated record
AGCUUUUCUCUGCUCUGCCCUUUUCCAGCCAGCACCGUGUGGCGAGCAGACCCCCUGGCCGCCAUCUCCUCUCCACUCCACUCCACUCCACCUCACACCUCCACAUCUUUUCCCCCAAAAUUUCCCACACCGGAUACAAACUGUGGAUUUACUCUUCCUGGGACAACACCAUAGUCUAAGCCUUCUCGGUCGCUUCUGUCCUUUCUGUUACCAUGGAUCCCACCGCCAUUAAGGAGGAGCUGCGCCUCUUCCAGAGCACGCUGCUCCAGGACGGCCUCAAGGAGCUCCUGAACGAGAACCGCUUCGUGGACUGCACCCUGAAGGUGGGCGACCGCUGCUUCCCCUGCCACCGCCUCAUCAUGGCUGCCUGCAGCCCCUACUUCCGAGAGAUCUUCUUCGGGGAGGACGGGAAAGAGCAGUCUGCGGACGCCAACACCAAGGAGGUGGUGCUGGACGAUGUGGACCCCAACAUCCUGGACAUGAUCAUCCGCUACCUGUACUCUGCCGAGAUCGACCUGACCGAUGACAACGUGCAGGCCAUCUUCGCCGUGGCCAACCGCUUCCAGAUCCCCUCCGUCUUCACCGUCUGCGUCAACUACUUGCAGCAGAAGCUCUCGCUGGCCAACUGCCUGGCCAUCUUCCGGCUAGGGCUGGUGCUGAACUGCCCCCGGCUGGCCGUGGCGGCGCGGAACUACAUCGCCGACCGCUUCGACAGCCUGUCGGAGGAGGAGGAGUUCCUGCAGCUGGCGGCCCACGAGCUCUUCGCCAUCAUCGGCACGGACUCGCUCAACGUGGAGCGCGAGGAGAGCGUGUUCGAGGCACUGAUGCGCUGGGUGCGCGUCGACAAGGAGAAGCGCAGCAAGGUGCUGGUCGAGGCCUUCGACUGCCUGCGCUUCCGCCUGAUGCCCGAGAAGUACUUCCACGACAAGGUGGAGGGCGACGAGCUGAUCAUGGCCAACGCCGAGCUCAUGAAGAAGGUGCAGGAGAUCAAGGACGCCUUCCAGGGGAAGCUGCCCGAGACGAAGAAGAAGGAGCCCAAAGGAGAGGGCGAGAACGAGGGAGAGGAGGGGGAGGAGGAGGAGGAGGAGGGCAUGCUGCCUGGGUACCUGAACGACAACCGCCGGUUGGGCAUGUACAUGCGUGACCUCAUCGUCAUGGUGAACGACUCGGCGACUGUGGCGUACGACGUCAACGAGAACGAGUGCUUCCUCACCGCCAUGUCCGACCAGGUGCCCAAGAACCACGUCAGCAUCUGCAACGCCAAGAACCACAUGUACAUCAUCGGAGGCCUGUUUGUGGAUGAGGAGGACAAGACCAACCCACUGCAGUGUUACUUCUAUAAGCUGGACACCCUGACGUCUGAUUGGAUGGCGCUGCCGCCUAUGCCGUCCCCAAGGUGUCUGUUUAACCUCGGCGAGUACGAGAACCUGCUCUUCGCCAUCGCAGGGAAAGACCUGCAGACAAACGAGUCCAUCGACUCUGUCAUAUGCUACGACACAGAUAAGAUGAAGUGGAGCGAGACAAAGAAACUGCCCCUGAGGAUCCACGGGCAUUCUGUGGUGUCACACAAAGGCCUGAUCUACUGUAUCGGAGGAAAAACAGAUGACAACAAAGCGCUCAACAAGAUGUUUGUGUACAAUCACAAGCAGUCGGAGUGGAGGGAGCUGGCCGGCAUGAAGCGUCCCAGGGCGAUGUUCGGCGCCGUCGUUCACAAGAACAAGAUCAUCGUCAGCGGAGGAGUGAAUGAAGAAGGUUUGACUGCAGAGGCCGAAACAUAUGACUUCGCCACAAACCAGUGGGAGGCAUUCACUGAAUUCCCGCAGGAGAGAAGCUCUGUGAAUUUGGUGAGCAGCGGAGGAUCACUGUACGCUGUCGGAGGCUUCGCCCUGAUGGAACUCGAAAACAAAGAAAUCGGCCCAUCAGAAGUCACAGAUAUCUGGCAGUAUGAGGAGGAUAAGAAGCAGUGGAGUGGCAUGCUGAGAGAGAUGCGCUAUGCAGCCGGGUCCUCCUGUUCUGCCAUGCGUCUCAACGCUGCCAGGAUGCCCAAACUCUGAAGCAAAGCAUUCUACAACGACCUUCUCACCUCGUUACCCCUCCCAUAGCCCAGCUGUCGGGAGCCAUCCUGCUGUAGCCCUUUAAAAAGAAGAGAGCAAGCCAGAGAGUAGAGAAAA